Setaria italica (foxtail millet) is the source of this 1585-nucleotide messenger RNA. RefSeq names its product haloalkane dehalogenase 2. The record is from RefSeq and is a predicted model, not a curated record. Lineage: Eukaryota; Viridiplantae; Streptophyta; Magnoliopsida; Poales; Poaceae. Gene Ontology annotation, molecular function: epoxide hydrolase activity. The transcript is spliced from 15 exons. Bases 53 to 1195 code for a protein of 380 amino acids.
CUCCAAAACACCAACGGAAUCGGAUUCCCCAUGGCAGCAUCCACCACCUCCCAUGGCGCCGCCGCUCGCCGUAGUUGGCCCCGCCUUAGCCGCGCCGAGCUUCCGCACCGCCCUCCCCUUCCGCCUACGUCCGCGGAAGAUCCCCUCUUGGCGCCGCGCGGCCCUACCCAACGAUGAGGAUUACUACUUGAUCGAUGCGGAGGAGUCCAUUGGGGACGGCUUCUCCUUCAGUGGAGGGAAGUACGGCGAAGGACCAAGCAAGUCGGACGAGUGGUUUGCUCAGGGGAAAAUGAUAGAUGCUUACCCAGUAUAUGGAGACAAAGGAAAGGCAAAGGACCCCUUCUUUGGCCUGACGAUGGGAUCAGGAUCUCAACCUUCAGAUGAUGUAUUCAGAUGGUUCUGCGUGGAGGCUGGGAACUCUUCUAAUCCUAAAGUGCUUUUAAUUCAUGGCUUGCCAUCACAGGCGUACUCUUAUCGCAACGUGCUGCCUGUACUAUCGGACAAAUAUCAUGCCGUUGCUUUUGAUUGGCUUGGGUUUGGAUUUUCUGAUAAGCCUCAACCAAAAUAUGGUUUUGACUAUACACUUGAUGAGUAUACUGCGUCCUUGGAAUCUCUAGUCAAUGCUGUUGCUCCUGAUAAGCUCUCUAUUGUUGUCCAGGGCUACUUUGCUCCAGUUGCAGUCAAAUACGCUAGUGAAUAUCAAGACAAAUUGAACCAUCUUGUUCUAGUUAACCCACCGAUAACUGAUAAACAUGUGAGCCUGCCAUCUCCCCUGGCUUCAUUCAGCAACUUCUUGUUGGGAGAGAUAUUUUCUCAGGAUCCUCUCAGAGCUAGUGAUAAGGUAUUGACUAGUUGUGGCCCAUACAUGAUGAAGGAGGAAGAUGCUAUGGUGUAUAGAAGACCAUACCUUGUCUCUGGUUCCUCUGGGUUUGCACUGAAUGCAAUAAGCAAGGCUAUGAAAAAGGACCUUAAGGCUUACAUUGAAUCCAUGAGAAGCAUAUUAGGAAGUGAUUCGUGGAAAACAAAGACAACAAUAUGCUGGGGCAUGAGAGAUCGUUGGCUCAGCUAUGAUGGGGUGGAAGAGUUUUUUGGUGGCCUAAACCAGAAGAUUGUAGAGCUGCCAAUGGCAGGACACCAUGUGCAGGAGGAUCGUGGUGAAGAGUUGGGCAAUAUAAUAAAAAGUAUAUUGAGAUGACCACGAAUUGUGUGGGGACAGUCUCUAGAACAUGCCAAGAACAGUUGCGCUACGCUGGUGAGUCAAAAUGUGGCAAAGCAGUUUCAAAAAAAAAAAGUGGCAAAGAAAAGUGAGGCUGCACCGACCCAUUGAAGGCCAACCCUCCGGCUGGAUAGGUUUAUUAUGAAAACACUACCUAAAGUGACGUUCUACAUCUUUGGACAACAACAGCAAUACCGGUUUUGUGUUCCAUGUUCUCGGAAUAGGAUUCAUGCAUAUGGUUUAGUGUUGGAAAAUUUAACGUUUGACUUAUUUUUCUGCAUGAUAUGAAAUUAUGAAUGCUCUUAAACAAGAUCAGGGUAACCAAUAUAUUUAUACUGAAACGAUGAUGAUAACAACCGUUAUCUGGAA